Molecule: messenger RNA, 3486 nt
Organism: Mercenaria mercenaria
Lineage: Eukaryota; Metazoa; Mollusca; Bivalvia; Venerida; Veneridae
Exons: 1
Coding region: 1-3486 (1161 amino acids)
Source: RefSeq, a predicted model, not a curated record
AUGAUAAAUUCAAACUUACGGUCCUCUCCUUUACCAAAAGAUGAUACAUAUAUAAGUUGUAAUGAAACAGAACAAGAAUCACUACAUGAAGACAACAGAAGCUCAAAGAAAGAUUCAGGGUUUAGCACAAUGCAUGAUGAAAGUUUAACAAUUGAUACUCCAGUGUAUGGAGACAUUCCAGAGGUUCUUACAUCGGAGAAUUUAGACAGUUUUAACAAGUCGCUAGCAGAACAGUCAACUUUUAUAAAUGUCUCUGUAAACUGUUCUGAUAGUAAAACAGAGGAAAAGACUGAAAAAGUUGAAAAAUGGUUACAUGAUGUCUCUGUAGAAAUGGAAAAAGAAAGUGAGACCAGUAUUGACAGAAAAGUGAAUAGAAUCAGUCAAGAAAUGUGCAGAAAUGUUGAAAAUCAAAGAAGUAGUAAUAAAAUUAGAAAUGGAAGACAGAAACAUGAAGUUAACAGGCAAAGGCAGAAUAGUGUUGAAAUACCGAAAGGAAAUGUACUGUUUUUCAAUACAGUUGUAAGUAAGUCUUGUCAGCCAUUACAGAGACAACAAAGGUCAGAUAUGAACGUUGACUGUCAAAGAGGUAGGCCUGUAAAUUUGAAUGCCCACAGUGAGGAGAUUUUUGGACAUGGUGAUAGACAUAUUUUGAAAGUACAUAGAAGUUUAACUCCUCAGUUUCACCAAAGAUUAAAGGAUGAACAAGUUGCAGAACUUAUGAGAAAGUGUGGUAGAAAUGAUGACAGUGAUGCUUUUAAAGAAGUCACCAAACGUAAACAUUCGGAAUUCUGUGGAAAACGCUACAUUGACCAAUUUGAUGAUGAGCUGGAAAACAAAAUUGAUAUUUUGCCAACUCCACCAAAAAGUAGAAAAUUGAAUGGAAAUGCCAGUGGGCCAUUUAAACAAAGAUAUGAAGAAAACGAAUAUAACUAUUUCAUUGGAGAUAAAAAGUAUAAAAGUUCCGGUCAUAGAAAAGUUGAAAAUGUUGAUAAUUACAUUGAAAAAGAUUACAGAAAAACUUAUCCAGCUGAUGAUAGACAAGAAAUGUUAGCAUAUAUGAUGCAGAGGAAUUUUCCAAAGAAAUCUUCGAAUAGUGGAGCAGAAUAUAAACAUGGCCGAAAUACUGAUAGGGAAGAUUCCCUUGUUAAUGAUGAAAGAGAAGUUUUCCCAAACAGAAAAGGAACAAAGAAGGACAGUCAACAUAAUGAAUAUCAGAAUAUUUAUCACGAAAUUGAAUAUAUUAGUGACCAAGACGCUUAUGCUAACUUUGACAGUAAUACUAAUAGGCAGCAAAAGAAAAUGAAAUCUCCAAAGAAUGGAAACAGUUCAAUAAUGAGUCCUAGGCAGAGAGAUGAGAGAAACUUAAGGAUGAAAAACGCCUGCAUUUCACCUGUCAACCAGUAUGGAGUCAACCAGUCAUAUAUCAGAAAACUAAAAAAUAGCCCAAAAUUUGAAGAUGCAGAAGAUGGUCUCCAAAGUCAGCAUUAUGAUGAAUUAGGUGAAACGAGUGAAGAAAUACAUGAAAGAAAUAGUAACCUAGAUAAAAAUCAGUAUGAGUUUGAAAGAUCUCCUAGAAUAAAAGGUAGACAUACCAGUAGGCAAGCUAAUAAAAGAACUGAAUAUAAUCAAUGUAAUAGGGAAAAUGACUUCGAUUUAAAUGAAGGAGAAACUGUAUUUGAAAAGUCUGAGCAAUCCAGAACAGACUGUAAUAUUGGGUUUGGCCAGUAUUCGAGGUCUAAGGCUUUUAGUAGACAAUAUAGGCAAAUAAAGGAAAGAGAUAGGCCAGAAAUUGGACAUUAUGAUGAAGUAGAAAGAGUUGAUAUAUAUAAUAGACAUGAAAAUUGUGAACAAUUUGUAGAAAGUUCUCCAAAGAUAAAAAAUAGAAGUAGGAAAUCUAAUGUCAGAACAGACCAAGAUAUGUACACAAAUCCUCGAAACUAUGACCAAGAUGAAUUUUAUGAUAGGAAUGCGAAUUACAAAGGUGCAUAUGAGCCCUCCAUUGAGUUGUCUUUUGAAAAGGAAAGAUAUAGUUCUAAAAAGAUGGAAGAUUUCAAUAACUCUAACAGAAACUUUGUUGAUAAUGAUGAAGAAUUUGAAGAUGAAAAUGACUAUGUGUCACCUAGAACUCAAAUCAAAAGGUACCAUCUUGAAUGUCAUUUAGGGAGUCCCCACUGGCACAGGUCAAAACACCUCACAGAUUACAGAAUGGAAGAAAGAUCACCCCACCAACAGAGAAAUAAUGUUGCAUAUAAGGACAGCAUGUCACCUACUAUACAAAGAACUAGCUAUACUCCAUUAGAAACUGAGUACAAGUCACCAUGUACAAGACGUAACGCAAAUAAAAAAUGUGAGGAUUUUAGUUCUCCAAUUGUACAAAGAGCAAAAGCUAGCAGCAGACAGGACGAAUUUUCGCCAAGUACGUCGCUUGCCAAAAUGAGACUGAACACACCUAAAUCAAGAUCAGAAGACAGACGAAGACAACAUAGAAGAAGUCAAAGUAGGGGAGAAGACUGUGAAACAAAUGUAGAUCCAUAUCAGAAGCCCUGUUACCAGAGUGAAGUUUGUGAUGCUAAUGCUGCUGGAAAGGACAAUAUUAAUGAUUAUAGUUUUGAUAAAGAAUUCUCAAGAAAAAUACAAGGACAAGAGAAGGAAAUGCCUGUAGGAACCCCAACUCAGUCAUCACAAAGGUUUGUCAGUUUGGAUCAGAUAGGGGGAAUGCCUUUACAGUUUAGAAUUCAGCAGUUAGAAUCAGGACACAGUAUUACAGGUGAAAGAAGAUUAAGUGACAGGCGGAAAGAGUUUAGAAAUGUGGAAUGUAGUAACCAGUAUAUCUGUGAACAGUCAAACGAAAACUCAGAAUAUUAUGAAAACGAGCAAAUUGUGCAUCCAUCUCUUGAAAUUAACAGAAAUUCUAAUGUUUACCACAAAUACUAUGAAGUUGUCAAUGAAAGGGGUCAGGAAAGAGGCCAGUCACCAGACAAACAAGAUAGUGAAAUUAAUAGUAAUGAACAUAACACCGAAAGACCAGGCAAUAGAUUGCCAACCACUUCUAGUGAACCUAAAAUGAGGAAAAGUUUGUUUUCCCCUACUUAUGAAAAUAGGAGACAAAACACCCUUUCCCAAAGUAGAAAGACAGUGUUACAGAGUGGAAAAGGUUUUGAUGCAUUCAAAAUACCAAUGAGUCCCCCAGUUGUAGCUAGAACUAAAGUGAACAAACAUAACAAAGAAAAUGAGCAUGAUGAGAAAAAAAUGUUCACACAGAAAACUAAAUGUGCUUCUUCUGAAGUGACCAAGACUAGGGAGGGAUUUUCAAACAAACGUUAUACAAACAGUGGUUCAGAUAAAAUGACGCCAUUACAGUACAUGCAAAGUACUCCUAUAAAGCCUGGUAUUCAGUUUACAAUGAACACAACUAUGUCAACAAUAAUGGGCAGCGAUGAAACUGAAAUUAAUAACGAUGCAAAUGAAGAGAUUGUACUGAUCUGA